Molecule: messenger RNA, 879 nt
Organism: Caenorhabditis angaria
Lineage: Eukaryota; Metazoa; Nematoda; Chromadorea; Rhabditida; Rhabditidae
Source: the annotation of a GenBank genome assembly
AUGUUUAUGAAUCUUCUUUCCCAAGUUGUCAAUUCAAUUAUUCCACAGGUAAAUAGGUUUUCAAUGUUUUGCAUGGAGUUUUUCGAAGUUUUUUCUACAAAGUUGUGGUUCAAAAAAAAUUAGAACAAACAUCUCCUUUUAUUUGUCAUCAUUUUUGUUUUGCCGUAGUCAGUCACAAAAUAGUUUUUUUUUCAUAGUUGGCAGAGAAAACUCUGCGCCUCGCUCCUUAUCUAUCUUUGUUUCGAUUCACUCUUUCUCUCUAACCUUGCUUGUUGUUUUUCUUCUGCGUUUUUCAUAUUUAUUUCUCUCGAAACUUCUAAAUAAUUUUGAAUUCAGGUCGAAGCUGCUCAAAAAAUGUCGAACCGCGCUGUUGCCGUUUUGAGAAGUGAAAAUGUUAAUGGAACUAUUUAUUUGACACAGAACUCUGAAAACGAGCCAACUGUUUUGUCUGGAGAAAUCAAGGGAUUGAGCCCUGGACUUCACGGAUUCCAUAUUCAUCAAUACGGUGAUUCAACAAAUGGUUGCAUCAGUGCCGGACCACAUUUCAAUCCAUUUGGCAAAACUCACGGAGGUCCAAAUGUAAGUCAAAAUUUCUCAACAAACAAAAACCUUCGCAAUUUUUUUCAGUCAGAAGUCCGUCAUGUUGGAGAUUUGGGAAACGUUGAAGCCGGCGCCGAUGGUGUCGCUAAAAUCAACAUCACCGAUAAAUUCGUCACUUUGUUCGGUGUUAAUUCAGUCAUCGGACGUUCCCUCGUUGUUCACGCCGGAGUUGAUGAUUUGGGAGAAGGAGUUGGUGAGAAAGCUGAAGAAUCAAAGAAGACUGGAAAUGCUGGAGCUCGUGCUGCUUGUGGAGUUAUUGCUCUUGCCGCUCCACAAUGA